Pisolithus orientalis is the source of this 978-nucleotide messenger RNA. RefSeq names its product 32 kDa-cell wall symbiosis regulated acidic polypeptide. Bases 58 to 978 code for a protein of 306 amino acids. The record is from RefSeq and is a predicted model, not a curated record. The transcript is spliced from 8 exons. NCBI's taxonomy places the organism in Eukaryota, Fungi, Basidiomycota, Agaricomycetes, Boletales, Pisolithaceae.
GACCGCUGUAACUCACACGUCUACUGUAAACCCCUCUCAAAGUUCUUUCAAGUCAACAUGUCCAACGAUAUUACUCAAGCUGCGGCGUACAUCAAAUCGGCGACCCUAGCGCCACUCCAGGUCGGCCUCUACUCAAGGGCUAAAGUCCUUGAGGAAGUUGGAGACCGUGGAAAGUUUUUGGGUGAGCCCGGUCAGGAUGGCGCUGCUGCCGUCGGUGGCACCUUGGUCUCCGUCCUUGCCAACCUCACCGGGCUAAACCGCACGGACGUUGCCAAUUCACUCGAGUUCGCCUCUCGCGUUGCCGCCAAGGAAGUGGGGGCCGAUGACCAUACCGAGGCAUACUGGAAUGCAUUCAAGACGUCUAUUUUCCAAAUCGGAUGGUUCAAGCAGCAGGACCAAUGGUCCUCGGAUUUCAUCGAUGGCACAACAACUGGUGCUGAAAACUUCAGUGACUACGUGAUCGAAAAUGUCAGAAACGACCCACUCUAUUCUGAGGCAGAAAAAUCAGUUGUUAUCCGAGCCAUGGAGUCGCUUCGAAGCCAGGCGGAAAAGCGUGCCUUCUUCAGGAGCUUCACCGCCGGCGGUAGCAAGGGGUCCUUCGGUGUUAACGCGGCGUCGGUUACAAAUGGAGCACUGGCAAUGCGCUUUUCUGCAUUUACAUUCAAUUGCAAUGCCCAGGUGGAUGAUUAUCUGAUCUUCAGCAUCAAGAACAUCAAAGCUGAUGUGCGGAAGGACAACGUGGACGCCGCCGCGAAUCAGAGAACCAUCGACGCGGUCAGGCAGCAAAUCGAAGACAAAUUGGACCAGGCGGCUGGAGAUUAUAUCGACGGGUAUGACCGUGAAGCUUUGAAGUUCGGCUAUGAGUGGCGCGAGCCUAGGCAUCCGGUAGCCGCAUCUGCAAAACUACCCGAGGGACCAAACCUGACCAUUAUAAUGGCAAGUGGUCCAUUACAUGCUGCUUACAAUGGGGGCACGUGA